Messenger RNA from Hemiscyllium ocellatum (epaulette shark), 3567 nucleotides. RefSeq names its product forkhead box P2 (gene foxp2). Gene Ontology annotation, cellular component: nucleus. Gene Ontology annotation, biological process: regulation of transcription by RNA polymerase II. The record is from RefSeq and is a predicted model, not a curated record. Bases 832 to 2913 code for a protein of 693 amino acids. Gene Ontology annotation, molecular function: RNA polymerase II cis-regulatory region sequence-specific DNA binding; DNA-binding transcription repressor activity, RNA polymerase II-specific. The transcript is spliced from 21 exons. NCBI's taxonomy places the organism in Eukaryota, Metazoa, Chordata, Chondrichthyes, Orectolobiformes, Hemiscylliidae.
UUGGGAGUGAACAAGGAGCCAGUGAGCGCAGUGCUCUCCCUCCCUCCCUGGUGCCUAUACACUGGGCUGCCCUCUUCCCCUCCCACUCGUACACAACACCAGUUUCUCAACCAACCCAUCUCUCCACCCCGACCCCCCCCCCCCCCCCAUGUGCAUUUGCAAACAUUAAAUCGAACCUGAAGAAUUAUUUCGUCCCCGCACCACGUCGCUCAUACUCCGAUAAACAUCGCUUUCACUUGUGGGACUUCCCAAGAUGAUGUCCCUGCCAACAGGCACUAGCAGGAAGCUGCACCAUCUCAUGACCAUGGGUCAUAUACUCCUGAGCAUGCAGGCUCAUUGAAACUGCAACCAAUAAAUCUAGCCACAGAAGGGAUUAUUAUCAUUGUAUCUGUGGUGUAUUGAAGGCAGAGCAGUAAAGGUGGAAGAAAUUUGCUAGUGAGUCCAGGACGAUCAGGAACCUCCACUGGCUGCCAAACGGCCAAAUCUGAAGAUGGCACAGCAGAAAGUCCCCUCAGGAAGCAGCGGAAGUACACAUGGCCCAGAAUCUAUCAUUCUCAGUGCCAUUUCCUCCAAAUAUGAGGAAAAAUAAAGUCCAGAAGAGGUGUCCUGGAGCCAAGACAGGAAGAGGGUUGUACAAAUUUUAUGAAAGGACAUUUGCUGAGGCAUUAAGUACAGUCUUAACCAUCCACAAACUGCUUUCAGUCUCGGAAGAAGUUUAAUAAGGUAAAUGACCAAGAAAGUUGGAACAUGGGGCUGACAUUGCCUUAGCUCCAAAGAAUUGCAUGGAAUUAUAUUUGAUCUAGAAGUUCUUAAACUUUUAGGUAUUAAGUCAUGAUGCAAGAAUCCGCGACCGAGACAAUAAGCAACAGUUCAAUGAAUCAAAAUGGAAUGAGCACUCUAAGCAGCCAAUUAGAUGCUGGCAGCAGAGAUGGAAGAUCAAGUGGUGACACCAGUGGUGAAGUAAGCACAGUAGAACUGCUGCAUCUGCAACAACAGCAGGCACUACAAGCAGCAAGACAGCUUCUUCUUCAGCAGCAAACCAGUGGUCUGAAAUCUCCAAAGGGAAACGACAAACAGCGAACAUUACAGGUGCCUGUGUCAGUGGCCAUGAUGACUCCCCAGGUGAUCACCCCUCAGCAGAUGCAGCAGAUCCUUCAACAGCAAGUGCUGUCCCCACAGCAGCUUCAGGCUCUACUUCAACAACAGCAAGCAGUCAUGUUACAGCAGCAACAGCUUCAAGAGUUCUAUAAAAAACAGCAGGAACAGUUGCAUCUUCAGCUUUUGCAGCAGCAGCAACAACAACAACAACAACAACAGCAGCAGCAGCAGCAGCAACAGCAGCAGCAGCAGCAGCAACAGCAGCAGCAUCCAGCCAAGCAAUCAAAAGAGCAGCAGUUGGCAGCCCAACAGAUUGUCUUCCAACAGCAGCUUCUCCAAAUGCAGCAAAUCCAACAACAACAGCAUUUGAUGAACUUACAACGUCAGGGACUCAUUACUAUUCAACCUGGACAGCCAUCCCUUUCAGUCCAAUCUCUGCCGCAAGGCUUAAGCCCUGCAGAGAUUCAGCAGCUCUGGAAAGAAGUGACCGGGGUGCACAAUAUGGAAGACGGUGUUUUGAAGCAUGGCGGGUUGGAUCUCUCUACCAAUAAUUCUUCCUCUACUACCUCCACUACCAUUUCCAAAGCAUCACCGCCAAUAACUCAUCAUUCCUUAAUGAACGGACAGGCUUCAGUUGUCACAACAAGAAGAGAUAGCUCAUCACAUGAGGAAACUGGGGCCAGUCAUCCUCUCUAUGGUCAUGGUGUGUGUAAAUGGCCUGGAUGUGAAAAUAUUUGUGAAGAUUUUGGACAGUUUUUGAAGCACCUUAAUAAUGAACAUGCAUUAGAUGACAGGAGUACUGCACAGUGUCGGGUCCAGAUGCAAGUUGUGCAGCAAUUGGAGAUACAGCUUUCUAAAGAACGUGAACGCCUUCAGGCAAUGAUGACACACCUUCAUAUGAGACCAUCCGAUCCUAAGCCAUGUCCGAAACCUCUGAAUCUGGUGUCGAGUGUCACAAUGUCUAAGAACAUUUCAGAGACUUCCCCACAGAGCUUACCUCAGACUCCCACCACACCAACAGCCCCAGUCACCCCUGUCACGCAAGGACCCUCCGUAAUCACUCCAGCCAACGUGCACAAUGUGGGACCAAUUCGAAGACGACAUGGUGAUAAGUACAACAUUCCCAUUUCAUCAGAGAUUGCCCCAAACUAUGAGUUUUAUAAGACUGCAGAUGUCAGACCUCCAUUUACUUAUGCAACACUCAUAAGGCAGGCUAUCAUUGAAUCAACUGACAGGCAGUUAACACUUAAUGAAAUCUACAACUGGUUUACACGGACAUUUGCCUAUUUCAGGCGUAAUGCUGCAACUUGGAAGAAUGCAGUACGCCACAACCUUAGUCUGCACAAGUGUUUUGUUCGAGUAGAAAAUGUCAAAGGGGCAGUGUGGACAGUGGACGAAAUAGAAUACCAAAAGCGAAGGUCACAAAAGAUAACAGGAAGUCCGACAUUAGUUAAAAAUAUACCUACUAGUUUGGGGUAUGGAGCAGCUCUCAAUGCAAGCUUGCAGGCUGCACUUGCAGAGAGUAGUUUACCUUUACUUAGUAACCCAAGCCUGAUAAACACCACCUCCAGUGGCUUACUGCAGGCAGCCCAUGAAGACCUCAAUGGUUCACUGGAUCACCUCGAAAGCAAUGGGAAUAUCAGCCCAGGAUGUUCUCCACAGCAAUAUACACAACCCAUUCAUGUCAAAGAAGAACCAAUGAAUGCAGAAGAAGAUGAGGGCCCCAUGUCCUUGGUAACGACAGCCAAUCACAGUCCAGAGAUAGAAGAGGACAGAGACAUUGAAGAGGAACCUUCAUCUGAAGACCUAGAAUAAGAUGGAAGUUCAGACAUUAUCACAACAGGGUCAUGUUACAGACCUCCGUAACCACUCCGUGUCAUUGGAUAUUUGGCAGACUUUUACUGUGACUAUUUAUUGAGCAUGAGACAAGGAAACAGCCUAAUGGAACUAUCUGUGAUUUCUACUGAGUACCAAGGGAUGACAAGCAUUGGAAAUUGCUUGCUUUUUUUUCCAACUUAUAGAAAAUUGGAUUGCAAAAAAUACGUUUUCUGAUAAACUUUCCUCUUUCUCUGAUGGCUUGACCAUAUCAAAUUGUUACCUAACUCUUACUGGUUGAUGGAUUGACCGAAUAUCGGAAUGUCAGCUAUAUAGAAAGUCAAUGGCCUCUUAUACUGCCAAAAAUAGUGUUAGCUUCAUUAAAUGUGAAUUUUUAGUAUACAGUAGCUAAAAUAGAUAAUUUGCUGAUCCAGUUCAAGUUGUUGUUGAUUUUUAAUUUGCACAGUAGUGUCAGAAAGUAGAAUCACUGCCUGUAACUAGUUAAAUUUUGGGGACAGAUCAGAUUUUGUGUUGGUGCCACCAACUAUUAUGUUUGUAGUUAGAUAUUACAAAACCACAGUAAUUAGACUGUUGUGGAUUUCUAAGGCAAAUAAACACCUUAGGUUUCCAGUCUGUGCUAUUAGUGUUGAAAUG